Boleophthalmus pectinirostris (great blue-spotted mudskipper) is the source of this 583-nucleotide messenger RNA. It is a transcript of the gene spcs1, whose product is annotated as signal peptidase complex subunit 1. The transcript is spliced from 4 exons. The record is from RefSeq and is a predicted model, not a curated record. Gene Ontology annotation, biological process: protein targeting to ER. NCBI's taxonomy places the organism in Eukaryota, Metazoa, Chordata, Actinopteri, Gobiiformes, Gobiidae. Bases 125 to 433 code for a protein of 102 amino acids. Gene Ontology annotation, cellular component: signal peptidase complex; endoplasmic reticulum membrane.
CAGGAAAAGCUUUUACAAUGCGACGUAUCUUUUUGUAAAACCGGAUGUGUGCAUAAAAAGUGUUUCUUUUUGGUCCACUUUCAUCGUUUUAGGCCGUGGAAGUAUUCUUAAUUGAAGAGAGAAGAUGUUAUCCAUAUUUAAAUCCAUCCCGACUCAUAUGGAUUAUAAGGGUCAGAAGCUGGCUGAACAGAUUUUCCAAGGAAUAAUUCUAGUUUCAGCGGCAAUUGGGUUUAUUUACGGUUUGAUCGUGGAGCAGUUUGGGUGGACAGUAUACAUUGUGUUAGCUGGUUUUGCAGUGUCUUGCGUGCUCACUCUCCCUCCAUGGCCGAUGUACAGAAAGAAUCCUUUGAACUGGCAGCCCAUUGUCCCAGAGGCGGGUGGUGAGCCAUGCCCAAAACCUCAAGAAAAUAUCAAAAAGAAGAAGCACAAAUAAAUUAACUUCAUCUUCCCUUCAGCCUACUUUUUAUAUAGAAAAUCAUAAAAGGGUGUCAACUAUUAGUUUCGUACCAUUUGAUAAUAAUACAUUUGUUACAGUGUUGGUCAAUAAUGGACAUGCAUUUAAAUAAAGUUUCAAAACAGACGA